CCCGUGUAUUCGCGAGCGAACGAUGAAGAUGCGAGCGAGAACAAUCCUUGUCGCUUGUUUCGCGAUCUUGACGUUUAAUAAUAUUGACACGGAGAGCGUAGAAGUUUCGUCGAAGGUCGAUUUUGAUUCUGACGAAAAUAAAGAGACUUUAAGCAACGCGACUUUCGUUACGAUCGUGAAACUGAAUGAUUCUGCUGAUCUAUCGAAAUCAAUUUCGCGUGCGUCAGAACCGUCGAGAGCUAGCUGGCGUCAUAAAAGCGGGCUCGUAAAAUCAAACGAACCAAGAAAAAGAAGAAUUUGUUCUUCGCAGGAUGAUUCAACUAAACAACCAAAGAUUAUCAAUAACAUUCAAAUCGUUAUAAACAGCAAUGAUAGUCUACCAAACGAAAAUUCCUGUAAAGAUUCUGGUAUAUGUGAUGUAUCCGUUUCUUCAAAACCAGACGGAAAAGGAAAUAUUGUAACUGAAGUGCAUCUUAGCAUUAUCACAAAUGCAAAGCCAAACGCUAAAAUCGAUGAUAUUCCAGUAAUUGACAGUUUUCAAGGUAUCAAAGAUCACGAGGAAAAACCAAUUUUUCAUCCAAUAAGCCGAAAUCCAUUAUAUUCACAUCGCGAUAACAUUCCACAGAUUCAAACUAAUUAUCAAGGAUAUGGCGAGCCCCGGUAUCAUCAUCGAACUUUUCAACGACCGCGUACAUAUUGGAGUUAUCACCACUUUAGAAAUGGUGAUAAUGUAGAAUUUCGAGGUCGUAAAAUACGGCCGCAAGAUAAACCCAUAGUGGAUGAUAAGAUUGACCCACCACUUAGCAGAACCAAACUUAGUGACGAUACAUAAUCAGGAAAUGAUUUAUUA
This is a messenger RNA of Camponotus floridanus (Florida carpenter ant), 850 nucleotides long. RefSeq lists its product as hypothetical. The coding region runs from base 23 to 832 and encodes 269 amino acids. NCBI's taxonomy places the organism in Eukaryota, Metazoa, Arthropoda, Insecta, Hymenoptera, Formicidae. The transcript is spliced from 3 exons. The record is from RefSeq and is a predicted model, not a curated record.